This is a messenger RNA of Thrips palmi, 3565 nucleotides long. RefSeq names its product E3 ubiquitin-protein ligase ZNF598. The coding region runs from base 1 to 2766 and encodes 921 amino acids. Gene Ontology annotation, biological process: rescue of stalled cytosolic ribosome; protein ubiquitination. The record is from RefSeq and is a predicted model, not a curated record. NCBI's taxonomy places the organism in Eukaryota, Metazoa, Arthropoda, Insecta, Thysanoptera, Thripidae. The transcript is spliced from 9 exons. Gene Ontology annotation, molecular function: ubiquitin protein ligase activity; ribosome binding.
AUGUCGAAUACCGACAACACCUGCGUCGUGUGCUUCAAGAACGUGGACAUAUUCUCCAUAGGGAUAUGUGACCAUCCCGUUUGCUAUGAAUGCUCCACUCGAAUGCGGGUUCUUUGCCGUCAGAAUGAAUGUCCCAUCUGCAGGCAAGACAUGCCAAAAGUCAUAUUCACUCGGUCUAUACGUCCGUAUAGAGAAAUAGCGGGCAAGUCAUAUCCAAGUGACAAGGAAUUCAAAAUUCUAUUUGAUGGAGGUCCCACACAAAAUUUAUACGAAAAGUUACUCCAGCAUGAAUGUCACAUUUGCAGUGGCUCUAAAUCACAUUCGUCAUUUCAACUCCUUAAAGACCAUAUGCGAAAAAAGCAUGAGUUAUUCUAUUGUGAUCUUUGUGUUGACAACCUUAAGAUAUUUUCUCAUGAAAGGAGGUCAUAUAAUCGUCAAGAGCUUGCACACCACAGGAGAAAAGGAGAUCUUGAUGACAAAUCUCACAAAGGGCAUCCCCUAUGCGAAUUCUGUGAUCAACGGUAUAUGGACAAUGAUGAAUUGUUUCGGCACCUGCGCAAAGACCAUUUAUUUUGCCACUUUUGUGAUGCUGAUGGAUUACAUCAAUAUUACAGCUCUUACGAUGUUUUAAGAGAACAUUUUAAGAAAGAACAUUAUCUUUGUGAGGAAGGUACCUGUUAUGAAGAAAAAUUUACCUCUGCGUUUCGUUCUGAAAUUGAUCUUAAAGCUCACAGAGCAUCAAGUCACACUCGAUCUAUGGGAAAACAAGCUGCAAAGCAGGCACGUACCUUGGAAUUAGAAUUUACAUUAGCUCCACGCCGUGAGAGACCUGACAGAAAUUUUAGAGGAGGUGAAAGACCUGCACGUCGUCCUGCUUCUCCUAUGAAUUCAACAUCUGCAUGUAACCACGCAGGAGCUUGCAAUUGUAAUAGAGAGGAUAACAGAAUGGAAGCCCCUCCAAGGCCUGCCGAAGUUCGCCCUGUUGAGGAGCCUCGCCUCAACCCCAAUGACUUUCCGUCUCUGGGUGGUGGUGCCUCAGUUCCGAUCGCCCCGUCUAGAGGCCGUGGUGGAGGUGGUGGUGUCAUGAUUCGAGCUGUAGGACGCCCUGCUAUGACAAAGGAAAACUUUCCUGCCCUGUCAAACUCAUCACCAGCCCCAAGUCACAAGGUAUGGUUGAGUGUUAACAGCAGGGGUGGACAGGAACGACCCACUAGCGCACCAAACUUUUCUAUUCAAGUCAACAGAAGGCCACCUGCAUCGAACCCACCUCCAGCUAUGCAAACUUUGACUGGUCGCAACACAAAGUUGAGGGGUCCCAUGCCAUCUGCUAAUGCUCCUGCUGAAAUGGAAGAGAACUUCCCAGCGUUAAAACCGUUGGAUUCAUACAGGGGCACAUCUGCUGAACAGUGGCUUUCUACUCAAGCUUCUGAUAUUCCAAACCAGGCCCGCAGCAAAGUCAAAAUGCUCAGUGCUGCAGAAGCUGCCCAGCUGAUGGACAGUAAAAACGCUACCCCUCAGGUUCCAAAAAAGACCCAGUUCACUAUUGAAGAAGAUUUCCCUUCUUUGGCUCCCACAACAUCCAGUCUUCAGGCACCUCCAAAGAAGGUCAACACUAAGAAGGCCUCCUCUGUAACUAUACCAAUGUCAAACUCAUGGUCAAAACAAGCAAGAGACAACUCUCCUGCCAAAUCUAGUGAUAGUGAAAUUCAUUCUAGUUCUGCUAGCAAUACCAAAUCAAAGAAGAAAAAGAAAAAGAAUAAAAAUCAAAAUUUAGCUGAGGGAGAGAGGUCCCAACCUGAAAGCAAAAAGGUGCUCUCUGAGCAGGUCUCUUCGAAUGCCACUGCUGACUCAGGGAAGAAAAAGAAGAAGCAGAAACAGCAGCAACCUCAGGAACAGGAAGCAAACAAUGAACGACCCAAGUGCCAAAAUGGUAAAGUAGAAAACAAUGAAAGUAAUCAAAGUAAACCAAAUGUAGCCAACAGAGAGAACCAGGACCCCACACCAGAUGUCAGUGCUAAUGGCAGAAAACGUUCAGAGCUACAAAUUGAAAGUCUUCAGAUUUCAGAAAACAAUGGUAGUAUUGAGGAUACAACCAGCAGACUACUUUCUAUCCUUCGUGGUGACAAUCAAGUGCCAAAGUCUUCAACUUCAGCUGUAAAUCCGCCUCCUGGUUUUGAAUUUCCUGUGGAACCUGUGCCAAAUAAAAAGCCUGUGCCACCACCAGGUUUCUCAGUGAAAGUAAAUUCAGUUGCUCGGCCUCCUUCAAAUCAGCUCACCUUUACCAGUAGCAGUGGUGAAAGCUAUCCCAUCUUGCCGGGUGCCAGUGGGAACCAGUUUGUGCAGCCCCUGGACUUCCAACGGCGCAACGCUGCCCUCAUGGGGCGCGUGGUGGACAUUCUACGUGAUGCCAGUCGCCAGGAAGAAUUUAGACAAAUGUCUAUUCUUUUCCGCCAAGGACAACUUUCAUCUGCAAGUUACUACAAACAUUGUGUUGACCUUAUGGGAGAGAAGGCUUUCAAUGAAUGUUUUCCUGAAAUGGUAGUGCUUCUUCCUGAAAUCGAGAGACAGCAGGAAUUUUUGAGUGUGUUUAAGCAAUGCAAUGAAGGAAAGGGGACUUUGCCCAAAUUUGAGAUAUGUGCCACAUGUCGUCAAGUACUAGCUCCAUCAGACCUUCGAGUCCAUAUUUCAACACACACUUUGGAAAAUCACUUUCCGACUUUGUCAUCUACUGACCCUGUAUCAUCUUCGGCAUGGAAAAGAAAAUAAAUAAAAGUAGUUUUGUGUCUAAUUUUAAGAAAGCUGAUCAAUUGUUAUUUAUUUUGUUUAUGAAGAUGAGCAGGUCUCUGUCCAAAUUCUGUGUUCUUUUUUAACAAAAAAAGAAAAGGUAAUGCUUGUUUGUAUGUCUUUGCUGAGCCAAACUUAUUUCUAAUCUUUAGCCUUGGUUUGACAUUGAACUUGUGGAUAUACUAACUUUUCUUUUGAUGUAAAUGCAACCCAAGAAGAAAGUUGGUAUUUCUGCCUCUGAACCAAAUCAAUGUGUUGACAGUAGCACAUUAUGAUUGAAGUUCCCCCUUUCUAUCUUGUCUUUUUGAUUUUUAAUUUUUUGCAUUCAUUGGUUCUGAUGACAUGAUUUAUUAUGGUACGUGGAAUUUUCUCAGCAUCUUUCCUCCACCAACUUGUAAGAUAUUUAGUUUGGUUUUGGUGGUCCAUUGAUUGAUUAGGUUCCCCCCAUAUUGAUUUGUACCUACAUUGCCAUGAACAAUCGCUAUGGCUAUGGGCACUUAACAUUGACUUUGGACUACUGGUUUAUGUGCUGUCUAUGUGACAGUGGGGUUCAGUGUUCUGGAAUGAAAUGACUAUUGUGUUUUCUGAACAAUUUGCUAAUUUUUAUGAGACUCAGAUAAUGAAAAUUUAUCAUCCAUCUCAUAUUUACUGUAAUUAAUUUUUAGGGGGGAAGCAUGUACAGGGGUUCAGUAUUUCAAAAAACAUUCAUUACUGUAAUGUUAAGGUCUUACUGUGUUUCAUGUGAUUUAGUUUUAACAUAAAUAUACUUAGUGCCUGUGUA